AUGCAAGUGCUUGAGGAGGCUCUUAUCGGUAUUCCUCUCACCACGAGUCAUCGGAAAGUAGUGGUCGUCCAUGGGCUUAGCGGCGUUGGUAAGACGCAGCUAGUAGUGGAGUUUGCGCGAAAGCACCAUCACCAGUUCAGCGCAGUAUUCUGGCUAGACGGAUCAUCUAAGACCAGCCUUGAGCAUUCGUUUGUUGAUAUGGUGCAGAGACUUCCGCCCACCGAGCUGACAGCUAAUGGUGCGCAGAUACUCAGCCAGGCCGCUGUCGAGGCUGUCGAGGCUGACGUGGCGGUGCGUGAGUGCUUGCAAUGGUUGUCCAUGUCGUUAAACUCUCACUGGCUGCUGAUCAUAGAUAACGUUGACAGCGACUAUCAUAAUCACAACCAGGACGACCUGCCGGCAUAUGACGUGGAGUACUACUUCCCACACGCAGAUCACGGGUCAAUCUUGAUUACGAGCCGACUGGCUAGCCUUCAACAGCUUGGGUCUGGCGUCCAAGUGGGAGCAGUGACAGAAGAGCAAGGCCGUGCUAUACUCGAGAUCAAUGCUAGGAGAGCGGUGGAAUGUACGAGAAAGACUCUAUCUGCUGAAAGGAGACAUCGUAACUAA
Bipolaris victoriae FI3 is the source of this 609-nucleotide messenger RNA. RefSeq lists its product as hypothetical. Bases 1 to 609 code for a protein of 202 amino acids. NCBI's taxonomy places the organism in Eukaryota, Fungi, Ascomycota, Dothideomycetes, Pleosporales, Pleosporaceae. The transcript has a single exon. The record is from RefSeq and is a predicted model, not a curated record. Gene Ontology annotation, molecular function: ADP binding.